AUGGCCGCCCAAAGCACCCUCCCCCUCUCACAGGAGCAAACCUCCAACUUCGCCCUGCAACAAUAUCUCCUCCUGCACUCCCAACACGAGGAGCUCCGUCAACACCUCGACCAGAUCAGGCCCAUCACCACUACCUGCAGCACCUCCCUCGCCUCCUCACCCUCCGUGUCCCCCACCCGCAGCACCUGCUCGCCGUUCGGACAGUACCCCACCGGCGGUCGCAGACACCACAGCCGCAGCCGGCGCUCGUCGCUCUCCUCCCCCAAGGCGCGCCGCAGCAGCUCCCUCGCUCCGAUCGCGGACGAGACGACGAUCUGGGCCGUCGCGGAGGAGGAGCAGCGUCUGUUCGACGUCAACGAGGGCAUGAAGCGGGCCCUGAUGGAGCUGCUCAACUGCGAGCAGGUGCGGAGCGACAGCUCGUUCCGCAUGUGGGUUCAGUGCCGUCUCAUGGAUACGGAGAAGGAGCUGCGCUCUGAGCGACGACGUAAGAGCUCUCCCUAA
Molecule: messenger RNA, 501 nt
Organism: Colletotrichum chrysophilum
Lineage: Eukaryota; Fungi; Ascomycota; Sordariomycetes; Glomerellales; Glomerellaceae
Exons: 2
Coding region: 1-501 (166 amino acids)
Source: RefSeq, a predicted model, not a curated record